Molecule: messenger RNA, 605 nt
Organism: Lactuca sativa (garden lettuce)
Lineage: Eukaryota; Viridiplantae; Streptophyta; Magnoliopsida; Asterales; Asteraceae
Source: RefSeq, a predicted model, not a curated record
ACCACAAAUCUUUUUACAUCCCUACUCCAUACAUUCAUCUCUUCAAUAUAUAUAUGAAUGAUUACCAAUUCAUGUGUUCUUCAAACCAAACCAACAAUGGCUUCCCCAUCAAAAACCAACUUACUCGUCUUCUUAAUUUGGGUAACACUAAUCAUCCAAGGGAUUGCAGGAUCCAGAACAGUAACUCUACUUCCUCAUCAGAACUCUGAGUUACACUUGCAGGUGAAAAAGAAUGUAGUCCUGAGGAGAAGAACAAUGAUCGGGUCAGUGAAGCCAACUUGUACGUACAACGAAUGCAGAGGGUGCAGGUCGAGGUGCAGAGCUGAGCAAGUUCCAGUUGAAGGAAACGACCCGAUAAACAGUGCUUACCAUUAUAGAUGUGUUUGUCAUAGGUAAUUAAAUUUUCUUUUUUCUUCUUAGAAAAGAAAAAAAAAAUGAGAUUUGGACUCUAUAUAGUUUGAGGCAAUUCAAUUUCUAGUUAAGAAAAAAGUAUGUUAUAAUAUGCUAUUCUUGAUGGAGAACUCGUGUUGUGAAUUUUGUUGGGAUUUGAGUGAUGUUAAUUAUAUCAUUCUGAGAGCCGUAUGAAUUUUUGGGGUUUUGUGUUA